Messenger RNA from Cokeromyces recurvatus, 1496 nucleotides. RefSeq lists its product as uncharacterized. The coding region runs from base 362 to 1474 and encodes 370 amino acids. The transcript is spliced from 3 exons. The record is from RefSeq and is a predicted model, not a curated record. Lineage: Eukaryota; Fungi; Mucoromycota; Mucoromycetes; Mucorales; Mucoraceae.
AUUUAUCAUUAUUAUUAUUAUCUUUGAAUAAUGACUGCUUCAAAUAUAUUAAAAUGGAUACUUGACAUUAAAGAUAAUCGAUUUUUUGAAGUUCAAUCAAGUCCAACAGAAUUCCAAAUAAAACAAGUACUGAUUAAAUCACUUUGUGUAAAUACUUAAUCUAAUCGUUUCGAUAAAGGUUGUCCAUGCAAAUAUUCCAAAAGAUUGGAUUGAAAUAUUAGUUGUAGAGUUAAUUAAUGACGAUUAUGCUAUACCUGCCAUUUUUGAGCCAGAUGCUAUAAGAACACAGCUUAGUGUGCCGGAUUUAAAUAAAGAACAUUUCAAAGAAUUAAAAGACAAAGUUGUGGAAAUUAGUAAACACAUGAUUGGUGUGUGUUGUGUUAACAAUAAAGUAUACCCAUAUUUGAUUAUAUUAGAAUUCAAUUAUGAGCCAAAGGCAGUAGAAAGGCCUUUUAGGAAUGCACAAUGUGUGUAUAAGAAUGAUGAAAUCAAAGAGUGGAUCGAUAAUCUGAAUCGUAGUGUACAACAUCUUGAUCGACCUUUGUCAACUUACUUCAAAUCAAGAGAAUUAGGGAAAAAGUAUCCAACUUUUAAACAAAUUGAACCCAUGUUGGAAUUCAUUUUAUCUAAAUUAUACGAAAAUUUAAACAAUGAUUCUACGACAGUAACUAAACAAUCAGUCAAUCAACCAUAUUCGACAACAGAAUUGUCAGUGGGAAAAGACGAAAUGAGAAGAACGAAAGACGAAAGAAAGAGAACCCAAACUGAAAAUUUAAUAAAAAAGGAUGUUAAACAUGCAUCAGUAACUUUACACGAAAAACAAGGAUCGCAAACAAAAGUUGCACCAAAACAAAAGACCAAUAAGCGUUCAAUUAUGGAUGAUAUAUUUGCAAAUUAUGAUUAUAAACCAAAGAAAAGAAAGGAGAUAAACGCAUCCAUUUCACAACAAAGCGUAGCUGAUAAAAAAGACGUUUCUAAUGAAGCAGAAAGAACAUCAAGACAACAACUUGGAAAGAAGAAUGAACCUGAAUUAUCAAAACCAAAUACAGAAGCUGCUUCACACUCUGAAAAUACGAUUAAGUCUACAAUACCUAAAUGUAUCCAUUUAAUAUCUGCUAAAGAGUAUCAAAAAACAGUAGAAGCUCGAUUUAAUGCAAUGACAAUUAUACCUGAUGAAGAAUGUAUUAUACCUUCUUCACAAAUCUCUAUAACGAAAACAUCCGUAGAGAAUAAUCUAACAACCACCUUAAAUUCAAGCAAUACUACUACCAAUCAUAUACAUUCAGGUAAACAAAUCAAGAGGUUUUUAUCUGAUAACGACUUGAGAAUAGAAGAAUAUCGACUAUCUUCACUAUUAGAUGUGUUAUCUGAUUUUAAUAUAGAAUAUGAGAAAAUAAUAAUAGAAUCCAAUCCCUAUAAAAAACGUAAACAUUUUUCAAAAUUGAGAACAGUGAAUGCCCUUUUGCAUUUUUAAUAGUUGCAUAAAAUAAAGUCAC